Messenger RNA from Cryptotermes secundus, 1850 nucleotides. Its product is annotated as odorant receptor 85b. The transcript has 6 exons. The record is from RefSeq and is a predicted model, not a curated record. Bases 613 to 1347 code for a protein of 244 amino acids. Lineage: Eukaryota; Metazoa; Arthropoda; Insecta; Blattodea; Kalotermitidae. Gene Ontology annotation, biological process: sensory perception of smell; detection of chemical stimulus involved in sensory perception of smell. Gene Ontology annotation, molecular function: odorant binding; olfactory receptor activity. Gene Ontology annotation, cellular component: plasma membrane.
UAACACUAGAGCUGCCUCAGAAAACUUCUACCCGGUUAGCAUUUAUUAUAUAUAAACAAUUUUCAUUCUUUCGCAACUGUAAAGAAUACACCGCAAUGUACAGUAGGCCUUACUAGUGACAGGCACGAGAGAAAAUAGAAAAUUUAAGUCGGAAAACCUGGAAGGAAGAGAUCACUUGACAUACAUAGGCGCAGGUAGGAGGGUAAUAUUAAAUUAUAUCCGAAACAAAUUUCAUUUGGCGUUGUGUACUGGGUUUAUCUGACUUUGAUAGGCUUCAGUGACGACUAAAUUUAGAACACAGAAAUGAACCUUCCGAUCACAUAAGUGCUGUUGGUUUCUGUUCCCAGCAAUUAUUAGCUUAUCAAAAAGAAUUAAUUUGACGGGUUAGUGUAACGGUAACGCUGUUAACGUGUAUCUUGGAGGUGCUCGGUUCGAAGCCGGCUGGGAUACGACUGUUCUGAGUGAUGGUUGCAGUGGUUUCCUUCGGUCCCUACAAACAAAUACCGCCGUAUUACCACGAUUAAGCCACUAAGUUCCAUUCUUCCAUUCAGUGCUAUAUAAUAUAGCUACUGAUUGCGUAAUAAAAGUCCCUAUCCCAGGAGGCUCUGUUCUAUGGAGAUAACUUCUGAAGGAAAGUUGGCACCGCGUAAUGGCAAGUUUCGUCACCCGUCGAAGUGUUCCGAGCUCUUCAGUUUAGUUCGGUCUCUCCACGUGCAGUCGUUUGGGUUUGUGAAGUGCUCGAUGCGUGGCUGGAGUCGAAUGCGGUGCCUGCCUUCCCGGUUCGUGACAUUUGUGCAAUUGCUGCAGUCCCUCCCGUCAUGCUGGCUGCGACUUGGCGAACAUGGAGCGUUACGUCGCCCUGUGUCUCUGCGUGGAGGGCAACCGGUUUCAGCAUCUUCUGCAACCCUACGUUCCUCACGUCUACGAAGGUUCGUCGAUCAUCUCAACAAGAUCGUGAGUUUAGUCACGUUCCUGAAGGUACUCAACUUCCCACUGCUGCUGUGCAUGACAGGAUUCCAGAUGAUGCAGAAUUACGGGGACCAGAACCAGUUCCUCAAGUUCGCAUCUCUGUUCAUUGGAUCCAUAUUUUUAAUUGCGGGAUAUUGCUGGUUUGGUCAGCAAGUAAUUGACGAGAGUGAGAAGGUGCAGCUGGCGUUCUAUAGCACUGAAUGGUACAGCCAGACAGCGGGAUACAAAAGUCUGCUGCCUCUGGCCAUCAUGAGGGCCUCAAGACCGGUGACCGUGAAGGCUGGAGUUUUCUUUGACAUGUCUUUCCUAACUCUGGCUUCGUUGGUGAAUGCUUCUUAUAGAUUCAUGACAAUGCUUAUUCAACUGAACGACUCCUAAAACCGAGGAGAAGAAGCUGAAGAAUGCUUGAGUAGAAACAAUAAGCUGACAGUAGCAUUUCCAGUAUGUCACUAUGGGCAGUAAUACAUUGAAGUAGCAGUUAACGUAUUCAUACAGAGAAAUUUGCAGUGCUGUUUCAGAGAGUAUUCUUGGUGUUCGUGUUGCAUGCUUAUGUUAAUAUCACUACUAUUCACACAAAUCACUUCUGUCAGUUUCAGAACACAGUUCCACCUGGACAGAGCGUGUACAAUUAAUUGUAUUCCCGCACUCCCGUGUAUGUCUUUGGAUUCUCACAGACUUACAAUUGAAGUAGACUUAUGGCUGUAUUGACAGACAAAUUUGUAAUUGUAAAAUAAAUACAGAAAUUAAGAACAUCUGACUAUAAUACGUUUCUGGAUUUAAAUAGUUUACAUAAGGUGGUUUCAGUAGCUUGUAAAAUGUUUUAUGUCAUGUCAAGUGAUUCAUUUUAGAAUGGAAAUUAUAUAAAUAUUCUUAAUGUGAUA